This is a messenger RNA of Salvelinus namaycush (lake trout), 702 nucleotides long. RefSeq names its product cleavage and polyadenylation specificity factor subunit 5. Gene Ontology annotation, molecular function: mRNA binding. Bases 1 to 702 code for a protein of 233 amino acids. The transcript is spliced from 7 exons. Gene Ontology annotation, cellular component: mRNA cleavage factor complex. The record is from RefSeq and is a predicted model, not a curated record. NCBI's taxonomy places the organism in Eukaryota, Metazoa, Chordata, Actinopteri, Salmoniformes, Salmonidae.
AUGUCGGUUGUACCUCCCAACCGACCUUCAACUGGUUGGCCACGCCGUGGACUGAACCAGUUCGAAAACAAAUACAUCAGCCCGCCUUCCAAACCUCUCACGCUGGAGAAAACCAUCAACUUAUAUCCCCUCACGAAUUACACGUUUGGUACAAAGGAACCUCUCUACGAGAAGGAUAGCUCGGUGGCGGCUCGGUUCCAGAGGAUGCGCGAGGAGUUCGAAAAAAUAGGCAUGAGGCGGGCAGUGGAGGGUGUUCUGAUCGUACACGAGCACAGGCUACCACACGUUCUACUACUGCAGUUGGGGACAACCUUUUUCAAACUUCCUGGUGGAGAAUUGAAUGCAGGGGAGGACGAAGUGGAAGGACUGAAGCGAUUGAUGACAGAGAUCCUGGGGCGGCAGGAUGGAGUGAAGCAGGACUGGGUGAUCGAUGACUCUAUUGGAAACUGGUGGAGACCCAACUUUGAGCCCCCACAGUACCCCUACAUCCCAGCACACAUUACCAAACCCAAAGAGCACAAGAAGCUCUUCUUGGUUCAGUUGCAGGAAAAAGCACUGUUUGCAGUGCCCAAGAACUAUGGGCACUAUGGGAAGCUGGUGGCUGCCCCUCUGUUUGAGCUGUAUGACAAUGCCCCAGGCUACGGGCCAAUCAUAUCCAGUCUCCCACAACUGCUGAGUAGGUUCAACUUCAUAUACAAUUAA